AUGGAAGAAGUAGCAAGAACCCAUGAAUGGAGGCACCAAGUGCUGGUUUUAGCCUUCCCCUUUGGCAGCCAUCCGAGUAGUCUUCUCGGCAUUAUCCGGCAACUCGCUGAUGAUGCUCCCGACGUGAAAUUCUCCUUCUUCAACACGGCGACUUCCAAUGCAGCAAUUUUCAACGAUGGACGACAAAACGACAACGUUUUCCCUUACAGCAUCGGUGAUGGUAUGCCGAAGGGUUACGUGAGGAGACAGGGAGUGCCUGAGGAGCCGGCUGAGCUUUUCAUGAAGGCGGCAGCUGGAAAUUUUAGGGCGGCAAUUGAGGUGGAGACGGCGGCGGUGAAGGUUGGAGGGGUGGUGAGUGACGCAUUUUUGUGGUUUGCCGGUGAGAUAGCAGCGGAAAUGGAUGUGGCUUGGAUCCCGGUAUGGAUUCCGGGGCUCCGGAGUCUCGUUGUUCAUCUUCACACCGAUUUGUUCCGUCAAAAUCUGGCGGAUUCAGAAGAUGAUGAAGAGAAAGCCAUCAACUUCCUCCCUGGCUUUUCAAAAAUACGAAAUAUUGACUUACCCCAUGAGGGGAUUUAUGAAGACGUAGAAUCACCCAUUGCAACCAUGUUACAUAAAAUGGAGUUGCAUCUCCCGAAAGCUUCUGCCGUCGUCGUAAACAGCUUCAAAGAAGCCGAGCCGGAGAUGUUCAACAUACUGAAACCAAAGCUUCGAGAACUUCUCACCAUUGCGCCAAUUAAUUUAACGCCACCGACAUCGAUUAUUAACGAUGAGCAUGGAUGUCUCAAAUGGUUGGACAAUGAGAACCCUAAGUCCGUAGCGUACAUAUGCUUUGGUACAUUCAUAGCACUCCCCCCUCACGAGUUAGCAGCCUUGGCAGAGGCGCUAAACGAGAGCGGGGUUCGAUUUCUAUGGUCAUUUAGAGGCAACCCUGAGGAAAGCUUCUGUAAGGACUUUCUUCAAAGAAUUGAUGUGCAAGGAAAAUUAGUGCCAUGGGCUCCCCAAACAAGAGUAUUGGCACAUCCCUCAGUUGGGGUUUAUAUAGGUCAUUGUGGAUGGAACUCUGUUUUGGAGGCUAUAAUGGAAGGUGUUCCCAUGAUAUGUAGGCCCUUUGUUGGGGACAAUGGCCUUAAUGUAAGGACAGUUGAGUGUGAGUGGAAGGUUGGCUUAGGACUACCAAAUGGAAUCUUCACAAAGGAUGGAGUAAUGAAGGCAAUGGAGUCAAUCUUAGAUCCUCAUAAAGGGGUCCAAAUAAGAAGUAAUCUUAAAGCUCUUAAAGAUUUGGCUCUCAAGGCUAGUGGACCUGAGGGUAGUUCAACUAGGAACUUCAAUUCUUUGAAAGAGUUACUCACAAAGUAG
Messenger RNA from Benincasa hispida (wax gourd), 1356 nucleotides. Its product is annotated as flavonoid 3-O-glucosyltransferase-like. Lineage: Eukaryota; Viridiplantae; Streptophyta; Magnoliopsida; Cucurbitales; Cucurbitaceae. Gene Ontology annotation, molecular function: quercetin 3-O-glucosyltransferase activity; quercetin 7-O-glucosyltransferase activity. The record is from RefSeq and is a predicted model, not a curated record.